This is a messenger RNA of Aspergillus puulaauensis, 2484 nucleotides long. RefSeq names its product DnaJ domain protein. The record is from RefSeq and is a predicted model, not a curated record. Lineage: Eukaryota; Fungi; Ascomycota; Eurotiomycetes; Eurotiales; Aspergillaceae. The transcript has 2 exons. Bases 1 to 2484 code for a protein of 827 amino acids.
AUGGUCAAGCUAGACGUGCGAAGAGACUAUUAUGCAGACCUGGGUCUCACGCAUAGUGCAGAUUCUGAGGAUAUCAAAAAACAGUUCAGGAAAUUAGCUCUUAAAUAUCACCCAGAUCGGAACCCAGGAAGAGAGGUGGAAUCCAACGCAAAGUUCCAGGCGAUUCAAGCAGCGCACGAGAUCUUGAUUGAUCCACACCAGCGGCUGAAAUACGACACCGAUCGACUUCGAAAUGGUUACUAUGGGCCUACCAGACCGAGCGCUGCUCGAAAAGACCCGACGGCGGGCUUCCCCUCCGCCAAACCGAAUACAAAGGCGCCCUUCUCCGAACGUCCAAAGUCCUUCCACCAUGGUCCUUCCUCAGGUGCUCAGCGGUACGCUAGUUAUGCACGGGCUGCACCGAAGCAGCCGUGGGAGAAGAUGCGCGACGAAACGCAGACCCGCGCGGAUGCAUAUCGAGGGUUCCAGGAGAUGAAAGGAAACGGUAUGCCCGGAUGGUCCUCUUUUGAUCCUCGCACUGGACGAUCAGGACAGCCCGGGGCGGCACCCAGACCGACUGGCACAGCAAACGGAUCUGCGAGACCGAAAUCCGCAUACGAGAAAAUGUACACAGGCGCGAAACCUACGGCCGCUGAGUCUGCCCAUGCUCAAUCCCAAUCUGCGAAGAAGAAGCAAGGCUUUGCUCCAAGAGCUGCAGGUGGUGAUGAACCGAUGGCCGCAAACACAGCUUCUUAUAGGAAUGCCUCCCGAUUUGAUCGUUUCGGUGCGGCACCGUCUCCGACUGCGAGGAAGCCUGCCGCUGGUUUCCCUAGCGGUACUGAGAAUAAUAUGAGUACUCCGGAAUAUGAGAGGGCGAGGAGCACGUACGCCACAGCUGGAGGCGAAAAGACCUUCUUCUCUAGUUCUAUGCUUGGGCGCUCCGACAGCGCGCGCGCGUCCCCUAAGAAUCCCAAUUCGCGUCCGCACACCAACCCCCCGAGCCCCGACCCGCAAGAGAAUGGGCGACACCGAAGCGUAAGUCCAGAUAGAACGCGAAAUUAUGACUCGACUAGCUCUAGUGACCUCAGCGAGGACGAGGUUACGUUCAAACCCAAGGCAGUGCCUAAGAGUAGGCUUCGACAACAACAGAAAUUCGCCAACUUUCAUAAAACCAACGGAUGGUUUGGGGCUGCAGCGCACGAUUCUGACUCUGCGAGCUCAGCGAGGAAUAACUCCGACACGCCGGUGUUCGCUAAGAAAGCCGACUUCUCGUUUGGAGCCAAGAAGUUCCCUCAGAACGGAGCUUUCAAGAGCAAUAGCCAUGAUGACCUACGAAAAUCUAGUCGCAGAGAGCCGUUUGGCUAUUCCCAAGAUACAUCGAACUCCAAUUACCGUGGACGUGCAUCGGAAAGAAACAGUCCGCCGGCCGCCACGGAUAGCAUCCCUAAACGAGAGUCGUCCAACCCGGAAUCGGCCUCUCAACAGCAAGCACCAUUUUCAUCAGAAAACUUCUUAAGUGCCGACUGGACGGCAGCGUUCCAGUUCAAGAACUUUUCAGAUGCUCUGCCGACUAAUGAUGGUGCUCAGCGGCAGCCAAAUUCCCAGCGCACCCGGAGCCCUCGAAAGCAAACCAGACCACCGAAUAGGGUACGGCCUACUCCGCAGCAAGCCAGCGUCGCAACGGAAGCUGAGGAGGCUGAGUCAACUGUCGGAGGACGUGAAAGCCAGGCACCUGAUGUGGGCGGGGAGGCCAUGGACCUUGACGACGAAACUCCAGCCAAAACUGCCCAGCCAUCACCGGCGCCUCAGAGGCCGAAUAGCAGCAGAGAGAAGACAGCGCCAUCUCCGUCAAGACCACGGCCAAACUCAAAGUCUGGUGGGAACAAAGAAGCCUCAGCAAAUCCUCUGAACAUGAAUAUCUUGGGCGGUGUAUUCCCUUUCACCACCACGAAUAGCGGUGGCCUGGAAGAUCUGAAGGAUAUAUCCUCCACUCUUCCGUUCGAGUCCCAGCCCAAGGCACCAAAGACAACUAUGGACGACACACAUCCUCGAAAGCUGAUCUGCCCCAAUCCUCCCAAGCGCCCUGAACCUCCACAGCCUGUCCCGAUUAGCGCGGGAUCAAAACAAAUGGCCAUACCGCGAAUGGCGUUAGACCGGUAUAUCGCCGAAAUAAACACUUAUGUUCGUGAGUGGGAAACAUUUGACGGUCAAAUGGUCGGCCAUUUCCUCUCCCGCCACAAGAGUAAUUUAACGGAGAUGGCACCCAACUGGCUCGGCGCAAUUGGAGACUCGACACGUCCAGGUGAUGAUGAGAAUUCUGGCGAUGACAGCGAUGACGAUGCAGGCCCUACAGCUCGACGAGGUUUCACGUCGUACAAGAACGCACUGGUGCAGGAUGAGAAGGUGAUGAAGCAUUGGGAAGUUGCGCGCGAGAGACACCUAGAGUGUAUGCUGAAGUACGGGCAGAUGAGGGAAUGGGUUCGUGCUGGGGGUAAGGUGCUCUAG